Molecule: messenger RNA, 2466 nt
Organism: Actinia tenebrosa (Australian red waratah sea anemone)
Lineage: Eukaryota; Metazoa; Cnidaria; Anthozoa; Actiniaria; Actiniidae
Product: transmembrane protein 164
Source: RefSeq, a predicted model, not a curated record
CAUCAGAAGGAAAUAAUAAACAGUCCAGUGCUCUAUAGAAAACAAUUGUUUUUCUUUCGGUUCAAGUAUGCCAUCAAAAAAUUUCUCAAUACAGGUCAAGUAAAGCUCAAAAUGCUUGAGACUAGCUAUAAUUACAUUUUAGAUAUUGCUUAUGGUGGCGUAAAUCACAGUUUGCCGGGCAAUGGAGGUCCCGAGUGUGUAGGGUUCCUAUCACUGAGACAAAGAAUCGUUGAAACGCUUUUCUAUGUGACGUUCGCAUUUUUUGUAUUUUUAAAGACUUUGCCACAUUGUAAGAUACCGCACACCUUUCCUACUCAUAAGACCGGGUCUGGACUAGCAAAAAGGAUUCUUUUAAUAUUGAUGUGCAUAACGUUUGGAAUCGAAGUUGGGUUCAAAGUGGUCACGAAGCAAGUGAUAUAUUUACUCAAUCCUUGCCACGUUUUAUCGGGCUUACAGAUUUAUUUAUUAAUUGCUCCACCAAGCAAAGUGGUUUAUAGUGUCUUCAGAAUACAAAUUUACAUUAUCUUUGGAGCUUUACUGGCUGUCGUUUUUCCAGUUGUGAAUACUAGAACUUUGCCUUGUGAAGUUGAAGUCUAUUGGAUACAACAUCUACUCAUCCUCAUUGUUGUACCCUUCUUCCUAAUAUCAUGCGAAGGCCCUUAUGUUCUGGAAGACUUUUGGGACUUCAGCUGGGCAACACUAACUUACUGUCUUUAUGCUUUUUACAUGUUUCUUGUUUUACAACCACUUGGAAUGCUGAGUCAAGUCAAUUUAAACAGCACAGUUUGUCCAGCUGUUAGUGAUCCAUUCAGUGGCCCAUACUAUAGGAUGAUUGCCUGUUUAUACAUUCCAGCUCUAAUCUAUCUUGUUGGAAAAGGUGUAUGUCUUGCUGGGAAUGUGAUGCUGAAAAUUCUUUCUAAAUUUGAAAAGGUUGAUUAAUCAUCAACAUUAAUUUGAAUUAUUUAUGCUCCUAAGUAACCUUUUUGAUUAUUUAAUGAAUUCAUGUCAAAUAAUUAUAAUUGGUCAUUAUAAUCAGAUAACUAUCAGUCUUAUGCAUGCAUUUAUUAUUAUUAAUAUAUGAAUUAUUCAAAAUUUUAUGAAAUUUAACAUUAUCAAAUUGAGAAAGCAUUAUUUCAAAUUAUAUAUAUUAAGGCCCUAUUAGGAAGGGUACUAUGUCAUUCCUCUGAAUUUCAAAACUGCCUUUGUCACAGUUUUGAAAUGUUGUAUUGCAUGUUGGUAUUUACCCAUAACAAGGCCUUGCUGUGGAUGAUUCAUUAAAGCAGUCCGUCAUGUGUGGCUCUGUUGUCAGAUUUUCAAGGCCAUGUAUGUAGCUAGUUAAAUGUUUUACCCCUAACAGGGCCUUUCUAUUUUGAUCACUUGGGUGGCAUAGCAAUAUUCGGUAAAACAUUUGCCUUUGACUCUGUAAGUCCUGUGUGUAGUUUUAGAUUAAAUAUUCAAUCCAUGAAUGCACACAUUGCAUUUAGUUUUUUUUAUUUGUUGUUCUCUUCCAAUGCCAUGCAUGCAUACAUGAGAGAGUUUGGUUAUAAGUUGCUCUUUUUAUUGAUUAGCUCAAAUAAUAUUAAAAUCUACAAAAUUCCUAGCUGAUCAUAUUCCUUCCUAUUCCAUAUCAUAUUCCUAAAUUAACAGAAUUUAUAUAGUUUGUGUAGUCUUUUACUAGCUACUGAAUGCUGCAUGAAAUCCUGUAUCUUAUAUGCAAGGAAUUUGUUGCCAACUCAACAAAUGCAGAUCAGACAGACCUACUUACACUAACUUUCAUUAGGUAGUUUAAGCAUACAAAAGCAUAUUAGCUAUUAUGAGAUUGUGGGGGAAAUUGGAUUAAGCAUGCAUUGCUGUGUAUUUUGGCACUGAUUUAGGGGACGAAAUCUCCCUAAAACAGCCCCAAAAUGUACUACAGUACCAACUUUACCCAAUCUUCCCCUCAACCUUGGAAUGACUAAUAUAUGUACAAACUAGAACAAUUUUCUAUGGCAAUCAAUGAUUCUUGAUAUUCUGGGAACUCGUACUAUUUCAACAGCUGGUGUGAAUUUAGAUUUUUACUUUUACUGUCAAAAAUAUACAAGGAAUGACUGAUUAUUUUUGAUUGGCGACAGCAAAAGACCAAAUUUCAGCAUGCAGCUUGCAACUACCAAGUUGAAAGAAUAUUGAGAAUCACAUGAAAGGGAUUUGCAUUUUGCUGGUAACAAUUUUCUAUUAAUUCCUACUACAUUCCUGUAUUUGCCAUAAGUAGUACUCAAAUACUCAUUCUUAUCUUUCUACAAUGCAACAUAUUAUAUAUCAGCUUGAAAAAAAUUAUUUUAUAUUAUCAUUAAAGAAUAUUAAUGUUAACCAAGAUCCAGUAACCAUAGUACUGAGCCCCAACCAGCCUCGUUUUCAUGUUUCUGGCACAUAUUUGCCUGAUUUCUUUGAAAUUGGUGACAAAAUAAAAAUUAUAUAUAUUAUAACAAA